AUGGAAAAAUUAACAGACAUACAAAAAGGAAUAGCAGAAAAACGUCCGGCAAGUAUGAAAUUAAAAAAAGAAAAAAAGAUUAAAAAGCAUUCUGUCGAAGAGGGUUCUGAAACUACCAUCGAACAAACUUCUUCGGUUCUAAUAGGAUAUAUAGUUAGUUAUAAGUCAUUCAGUUCAUGUAUGGCACACGCACAACUGCAACAACUACAAAAACACGAUACUGUGAGCCGAAGAGAAGAUACGGAGGGAAUGUUAGAUGAAAUUUCAAGGGAUCAGUCUCAAGAAAGUGUCUUUACAGAUCCUUAUAACGCUGAGGAUGGUAAGAAAAAUUAA
Racocetra fulgida is the source of this 333-nucleotide messenger RNA. NCBI's taxonomy places the organism in Eukaryota, Fungi, Glomeromycota, Glomeromycetes, Diversisporales, Gigasporaceae. The record is from the annotation of a GenBank genome assembly.